AUGGCCGACACCGAGCCCACGUCCUCUUCGAAGCGCAAGAUCGACAUCGAGGAGAUCGAGGUCGACGUGACCGCCCCCGAGCCGCCGUCCAAGCGCGCCCGCCGUGCGCUCAAGAAGGGCAAGGCCCUCCCUGCGAAGCAAGAUAGCGACGAUGAGAGAAAGGGCGACAAGGAAGGCAAGGACAAGAAGGAUGCAACCCGGUCAGAGCAUGGCGUCUGGAUUGGCAACCUGCCCUUCUACCUCACGUCUGUCGAUCUGCGCAAGUGGCUCGUGGAUAACUCUGGAGAGGUCAUCUCUGAUGAGAUGAUUACCCGAGUCAAGCUUCCGACCACCAAAGAGCCCGGCCGUGACAAGAACGCCAAGCCCACCAACAAGGGUUUCGCCUACGUCGACUUUACAGACAUCGGCCCCAAGGUCGCCGCGAUUGCGCUCUCCGAGACAGAAAUUGGCGGACGAAAGCUCCUCAUCAAGGACGCCAAGUCCUUCGAGGGCCGCCCCAAGAAGGAGCCCGAGGCUGCUGCCGAUGAAGACACCCCCGAGGGCAAGGCGCAGGCCGCCAAGGAGCAGAAGAAGGAGGUCAACGCCAGCCGCAAGAUUUUCGUGGGCAACAUGGGCUUCAAGACAACCGACGACGACCUGCGCAGGAACUUUGAAAAGUGCGGCGAGAUCGAAUGGGUCAAGGUGGCUACCUUUGAGGACACGGGCAAGUGUAAGGGCUUUGGCUGGGUAAAGUUCAGCGAGCCCGAGGCUGCGGCGUGGGCUGUCAAGGGCUUCGUCAAGAUCAAGGAGGAGGUUGAAACAGAGGAGGACUUCAAGGACGAUGAAGACAGGGACGAGGACCGAAAGAAGCAGUACAAGAUGCGCAAGUGGUGGGUCAACAGGAUGCUGGGCCGCGAACUCAAGAUCGAGCUGGCCGAGGACGACCAGGCGCGGUACAAGAAGCGGUUCGGCAAGGACAGAAAGGCGAACGAUAACAACAGCAACCCUCGUGGCCGACCUCCGCCCAGGAGGUACGACCAGGCAGACAGCGAGGCCAAGAGCGAGGGUGGAGUGAAGCCCCUCAAGGAGGCCGAGGACAUUAAUGUCGCUAGGUUGACAGGCGCAGUGGUGAAGCACACAGGCACCAAGAUGACUUUUGACUAG
Fusarium vanettenii 77-13-4 is the source of this 1143-nucleotide messenger RNA. RefSeq lists its product as uncharacterized. Lineage: Eukaryota; Fungi; Ascomycota; Sordariomycetes; Hypocreales; Nectriaceae. Gene Ontology annotation, molecular function: RNA binding. The transcript has a single exon. The record is from RefSeq and is a predicted model, not a curated record. The coding region runs from base 1 to 1143 and encodes 380 amino acids.